GAAAGAAAGAAAAAAAGAAAGAAAGAAAAAAAGAAAGAAAGAAAAAAACCUUUGCAUUUUUGCAGGAAUUUGGAACUGAAGGAAAACGCGCUCAUUUCCAGGACACUGAGGGGGCAGAGACAUCACAGCCAGCUGAGCCUUGUCAUGCCACGCUGUGUGUCACCGCCGGCUGGGCUGUGACUUGUUCAGCUCGGAGGAGAGAAAUCAUUAGUCAGAAAAGCCGGGAAGCCGCGGUUCGCCCUGGCCCUGCCCUCCGCACAAAGGGAGAGGGUGGAGACUGCCCGGGGUGACGGAGCGCGGGGAGCCCGCGGAUGUGAUGAUCCGGGCGGCACCGGCAGAGCCGAGAGAGCCGCUCUCCUCCCUUCUCCUCAUCCUGCAUCCCUCAUCCCGCAUCCCUCCCCGCUGACCCGGACCUGCUGCUGAGGAAAGAUGGCAGAGGACCAGCCACACCUGUGCAUUCAGAUGUCAGAGCCUGGUACAAAUGGCAUUCCCAGCGGAGCGCAGCCCUCGCCAGGCUUGGCUGGCAGGGCAGGCAGUGUGCUCACCUUCCACAACAUCUGCUACCGUGUCAAGACAAAGACUGGGCUCCUGUGCUUCCGAAAAACCACCCAGAAAGAAGUUCUGAGAGACGUCAAUGGCAUCAUGAAGCCAGGACUGAAUGCAAUUUUGGGACCCACUGGCAGCGGUAAAUCUUCGCUGCUGGACAUUUUGGCUGCCAGGAAGGAUCCCCGUGGGCUCUCUGGUGACAUUUUGAUCAAUGGAGCUCCUCAGCCUGCCAACUUUAAAUGUACCUCCGGGUACGUAGUACAGGAUGAUGUGGUGAUGGGAACCCUGACUGUAAGAGAAAAUCUGCAGUUCUCAGCAGCACUCCGCUUGCCAAAGUCAGUGAAGGAACGGGAGAAAAAAGAAAGAGUGAAUCAGAUCAUCAAGGAGCUGGGUUUGAGCAAAGUGGCAGAUUCCAAGGUUGGUACCCAGUUCACUCGCGGGGUGUCUGGAGGAGAGCGGAAAAGGACCAACAUUGGGAUGGAGCUCAUCACGGAUCCUGCCGUCCUGUUUUUGGAUGAGCCAACCACGGGGCUGGAUGCCAGCACUGCUAACGCUGUCCUGCUGCUACUGAAAAGGAUGUCAAAACAAGGAAAGACAAUCAUCUUCUCCAUCCACCAGCCCCGGUACUCCAUAUUCAGACUGUUUGACAGCCUGACACUGCUGGCUGCAGGGAGAGUGCUGUACCACGGCCCUGCCCAGGAGGCCCUCAACCACUUUCAGUCCAUUGGCUACCAGUGCGAGCCCUACAACAACCCCGCCGACUUUUUCCUGGAUGUCAUCAAUGGAGACUCCACUGCCGUGGCAAUGAACAAGGCUGAAGAAGAUAACACAGAGAGCACUGAAGAAUACUCUGAAUAUGAUAAAACCUUGGCUGAACAAUUAGCAGAAAAAUACUCCGACUCUGCCUACUACCGAGAAACAAAAGCGCAUUUAGAGAGCAUUUCUUCAGGAAAUAGAAAGAAAAACAAAGCACUGUUCCGGCAAAUCACAUAUGCCAAUUCCUUCCUCCACCAGCUGAAAUGGGUGUCCAAGCGCACAUUUAAAAACAUGAUAGGAAACCCUCAGGCUUCCAUAGCUCAGCUUUUUGUUACAGCUCUUCUGGGACUCAUUGUAGGUGCCAUUUUCUUUGGACUUGAACAGAAUUCUGCUGGACUACAGAACAGAGUGGGUGCAAUGUUCUUUCUCACCACCAAUCAGUGUUUCAGCAGCGUCUCAGCUAUUGAACUCUUCGUUGUGGAAAAGAAGAUAUUUAUACAUGAAUACAUCAGUGGGUACUACAGAACAUCUGCAUACUUCAUAGCAAAGCUAAUGGCUGAUUUAAUACCCAUAAGGACUCUGCCCAGCAUCAUCUUCACCUGCAUUGUUUACUUCAUGCUAGGUUUGAAGCCAACAGUAGACGCCUUCUUUAUAAUGAUGUUCACCCUCAUGAUGGUGUCCUACACAGCCACUUCCAUGGCUCUUGCCAUUGCAGCAGGACAGAGCGUGGUCUCGGUAGCAAACCUACUCGUGACUGUGGUCUUUGUUUUUAUGAUUAUUUUCUCUGGGUUGCUGGUCAAUCUCACAAGUGUCAUGUCCUGGCUCUCCUGGCUCAAAUACUUUAGCAUCCCUCGAUAUGGAAUGACAGCUUUACAGAUCAAUGAGUUGACUGGUCUGGACUUCUGUGGCAGCAGUAACAACACAGUUUUAAGCAGUGACAGUAGAUUUCGACAGAUGGGACGGGCAUGCACUGGAGAGGAGUAUCUGGACAGUCAAGGCAUCGAAGUGAGCUCCUGGGGCCUGUGGCAGAACCACCUGGCUUUGGCCUGCAUGACGCUCAUCUUCCUCACCAUCGCCUACCUCAAACUGCAUUUCAUGAAGAAGUUCUCUUAAAACAGGAGGGAAAGAUGCAAUUCCCACUCUUCAGUAGCUUGCUGAACUGGUUGUGUAACUGACUUGAUUAUUUUUAAAGAGACUUUUCUUUUAUUAUUACCCAAGUCAACAACACGGACUCCAUCUUUGUUAAUGUACUCUGCCGUAAUGUCUAGCAUGGCUCACUCCUCUUUGCCACAAAGAAGUGUACAGCUGUUCAUUUCUUCAAGACAUUAUUCAGUCUUUCUUCAUGUUCUAGCUCUGUCAAGCACUAUAUUUAAUAUUUAGGGGCUUAACCUGAAAAAAAAUAGUGGUUCCAUACUUUAAUUAGCACCUACUUUCACCAGGAAGUAAUUCAGGCCAAAGUGAUGCUUAUCAGGACACCAACAGAGUCUCAGCUGCUUCUGUGGUCACAGGAUGUGAGACAGGGACAAAAUCCCUUCCAUCCCAGUGCCUUUUCCUCUUUGGGAAUCAUUACUGCUCUUGAAUGUACUUAUUGAUGACAUCAAGCCUUUCUUGCCUCACUCAAGUGAUAGAAGCACUGUUUUUGUAAAUAAAGGUGUUCUUACUUACA
Prinia subflava (tawny-flanked prinia) is the source of this 2968-nucleotide messenger RNA. RefSeq names its product ATP binding cassette subfamily G member 2 (JR blood group) (gene ABCG2). The transcript is spliced from 16 exons. Bases 430 to 2415 code for a protein of 661 amino acids. Gene Ontology annotation, cellular component: plasma membrane. NCBI's taxonomy places the organism in Eukaryota, Metazoa, Chordata, Aves, Passeriformes, Cisticolidae. Gene Ontology annotation, biological process: transmembrane transport. Gene Ontology annotation, molecular function: efflux transmembrane transporter activity; riboflavin transmembrane transporter activity; ATP binding. The record is from RefSeq and is a predicted model, not a curated record.